AUGAUAUUGUCUCUACUCCUCGUUGCUCAGCUAGAUGUGCAUACAUGCAAUCAUGAUCUUGAAAUGGGUAACAUAACAAGAGAACUUCAAGGACCUCAAUCAUAUCGCAGCCUUAAAAAUACCGAAUGGAAAAACAUCAGAAUUAAGGUAGAUUAUAAUUAUAUUGAUAAUACAAAAGAUGAUGAACGAACUUGUAAACGAGCUGGACAACUAGUUGUAUUCCAAGGCGUAAGAUAUAUUUGCAAACAGGAACAUAUUUUGUCAUAUUCAAAAAUUUUGGCUAUUAAAGGAACACUUAAUAAUGUCAAAUCAUAUUUAGAGAGACUUCUUACAGUAAUUCCAUUCAAUUAUAAUAUUAAUUAUGUGGACUUUCGUAGCCGUUAUGGAUACGAGACGAAUUUUGGCAAACAAAGCGCAUACGGUGCCGAUAUAGUACUUGCAGUACUUUCAAGACCGAGACAGGAUAAUGAUGCUACUCUCGCAUCAGCUGCUGGAUUAGCAGAAGAGAGAACAUAUCACAGACCAAUAUUUGGUGUCGUUUUCUUAAAUCCAAUGGCAGUUCCUGAUACAGCACAAGAUGAAAACUCAAAUGAUUCAAGAUUCUUUUAUACUUGCGUUCACGAAAUUUUCCAUGCUUUGGGUAUUUCUCAAUCAGAUUUCCGACACUAUCAUCCACAUGAUUCCAUAACUCCACAUUCACAAAUAGUAUGCAGUUUCAGAAAGUAUGGAAGAGACUUUUCGUUCUUAGUAACACCAUACGCUCAUAAAUUUGCAGUGAAGCGCUUUGGAGUAGAAGUUUUCGUAGGAGAUGACAGAACUUGCCCAUCUGGAUUAGAAAUCGAAAAUGAUGGCGGUCAAGGAACAGCAGGAAGUCAUUUAGAAGCAAGAUCUUACAUGUCAGAUUUGAUGGUUGGCAUGACAAUUCAAACAAAAUCUGGACCAUAUUCCAGGUUGACUGAUGCUGUUCUUGCAGUUCUUAUGGAUACAGGUAACUACAAAGUUAACUGGAGAAUGGGACAACCAUUAGUAUGGGGCCACCCAGAAUCAAUUGAUGGAAAACCAAUUCCAAACUUUGCAAUUGGUCCUCCACAAAAUGUUUUCCCUAA
Messenger RNA from Trichomonas vaginalis G3, 1106 nucleotides. Its product is annotated as regulation of choline O-acetyltransferase protein. The transcript has a single exon. The record is from RefSeq and is a predicted model, not a curated record. Gene Ontology annotation, molecular function: metalloendopeptidase activity. Gene Ontology annotation, cellular component: membrane; cytoplasm. Gene Ontology annotation, biological process: proteolysis; cell adhesion. Lineage: Eukaryota; Parabasalia; Trichomonadida; Trichomonadidae. The annotation marks the transcript as partial.